GUAGACGAAUACUAUUCACACUGCAAACUCACAGCUAAGUAUUGAGUUUAAUAUAUCAGACGAAGAUGAAGGUCCAAUCGCUUAUCAUUGCUGCCAUCGCCGUAUCGGUUUCGGCCGUUACUUCCGAUGAGGCUCUUAAGGCCGUUCUCGGAGAUCCCAUUGAGGAUCUUAAGGCCGGUGCUGUCAACAGUGGUUGCUAUGACGCGGAAGCCAACACUCUGGAGUGCCUCGAGAAAUUGCUGAUCAAUAGUGUUAAUACAAAAUUUACAGAAUUGAAGCCCCUUCUGAAUCUUUCCCCUGCAGCUUCGCACGUCGCUACUAUCGACACAUUGCUUGCCACUGCUACAACAGAAGUCGAAGCCUGCUACGGCGAGGCAGAUUGUGCCGCUACCGCCGCCUGCAACGCGGGGUACAACACGGAAGGACUAGCCGCAGAUUUCCAGGUGGACUUCGUUGAACCUAUUGUCGCAUGCUGUGGAACAGAGGAUGUACAAACAUGCACUGAAUCUGCAAUUGAUGCUGGAAUAGUAGCAGCGUCAGGAAAUGUUAAGGAAGCGGCCAUAGAGGCGGAUGCCCGUAAGUAAGAUAUUCUAGAUGCUCAAGUCGGCAUAGUUAAGUUCCAAGACCUAAUAUAUUCCAACGGAGAACGAAUUGAAAUGAAUUAAACAAUGUACCAUUUAACAACUGUGUCCGCAUAAGAAGAAAUGAUAAUGACAAAGAAUGUUGUUUGCGAAUGUCGCAUUUGCAAUGGUCACAGAAGAUAGUCAGUUGCAUCGUUAGUAGAGAUAAGAAGCUAACACUGGAGUGAAUUGAAAAAUUCACCAUUUAAACUGUAUCAAUGACGCCUACAGAUAUUAAAGACCUUACUACGC
This is a messenger RNA of Sphaeroforma arctica JP610, 872 nucleotides long. RefSeq lists its product as hypothetical. Lineage: Eukaryota; Ichthyosporea; Ichthyophonida. The record is from RefSeq and is a predicted model, not a curated record. Bases 66 to 584 code for a protein of 172 amino acids. The transcript has a single exon.